Messenger RNA from Magallana angulata, 1875 nucleotides. RefSeq names its product acidic leucine-rich nuclear phosphoprotein 32 family member A-like. Bases 102 to 905 code for a protein of 267 amino acids. Gene Ontology annotation, cellular component: nucleus. The record is from RefSeq and is a predicted model, not a curated record. NCBI's taxonomy places the organism in Eukaryota, Metazoa, Mollusca, Bivalvia, Ostreida, Ostreidae. The transcript has 8 exons. Gene Ontology annotation, molecular function: histone binding.
AACAAUUGCUCAGCCCGCGCAGUGUACGACGUUCAACAUUGUAUUCAAUCUCGAUACAGAUAAUAUAGUAAGGUAGUGCUAACACAUUUAUUACUUUCACCAUGUCUAUGGAAAUGGCUAAGCGGAUCGAGUUGGAGAAGAGGGGGAGAAAACCUUCAGAGAUACUGGAACUGAACCUGGACAGUUGUCGUGCGCCUUCAAUAGAUGGGUUAACAGAAGAGUUUUCAGAAUUAGAGUCACUUAGCCUAAUAAAUGUUGGAUUAACUUCAUUAAAGGGAUUUCCUAGCUUACCAAAGUUACAAAAGUUAGAACUUAGUGAUAAUCGAAUCCAAUCUGGACUACAAAACCUACAAGGCUGUCCCAACCUCACUCACCUUAGCCUUAGUGGAAAUAAAAUCAAAGAAAUUGACACCCUUGAACCAUUGAAAAACUUCAGUGAAUUGAAGCACCUUGACCUCUUUAACUGUGAAGUUACCCAGUUGGACGAUUACAGAGAACAGGUGUUUGAACUCCUACCAAACCUGAAAUAUCUGGACGGCUUUGACAAGAAUGACAAGGAGGCUGACGAGGACGAGGAAGAUGGAGAAGAUGGGUCUGAGAAUGAAGAUGAUGACGACGAUGAAGAGGACCCAGACAAUGAUGACGAUGACGAUGAUGAUGAUGAUGACGAGGAAGGAGAUGAAGAUGAAGAAGAGUAUGAUGAUGAGGAAGAUGAAGAUGGUGUAGAUGAAGAGGUUGGUCUAGACUAUCUCCAGAAGGAAGACAUUGAAGAGGACUCUGAGGGAGAAGACUUUGAUCCUGUUGAUGGAGAGAACGAAGAUGAGGAGGAAGAAGAAGAGGAGGAUGAUGAUGCUCAGCGUGGGACCAAGAGAAAACACGAGGACGAGGAGGAAGGGGAUGACUGAUCCAAGGGCCCCAUCCCCCACCUUCUGUGUAAAUCCAUGUAAAUUUGUACAGUUACCGAUGAAACCAUGUUGUUUGUUGACUGAUGAUGAUAGCUCAGGUUGCAGCACUUCCACCAUUACACUGACAAUUCCAUUCUGCCGCGAGUACACUCGUUCUCGUUCUCAUCUCUCUGACGCCAGUACACUCAUUCUCAUAUCUCUGCCGCGAGUGCACUAGUUCUCAUCUCUCUCAUCACUCGCGCACUGGCUGGCCCCUGAACAUAAAGCCGAACAAGCAGGAGCAGCUCUGACCCAUCACAUAAAGAACUACUGCCGGGACAUCUCAACCAGAGUCCUCAAUUCUAAUGGAAAUUCUAAAUGGAACCUCUUGACAUCGCUGGAAUGCAAAUGAAUCUAUUUAUGUCUCAUGUUCAUAUUUGACACCUCAAAGGUUAACAGGUCAUUGAGUGGAAGAGUUUUUAAGUGCUGAUUUUUUAAAACCCUGUUUGCAUUAUGAAAAUGAUUACAAUUAAGUGGAUGUAAAAUUUAAUUGACAGACUAUUUAAAAGACAAGAUUUUAUAACAGUUAUUACAUGUAUUGCUGUUUUUCUUUCAUGUAAUAUGAACCAUAUUUGGAAAGCAAUUUUUGUUUCGAGAAUUUUGCAUGUUGGUAUUAAGGAAAAACAAUUAUUAAUUGAAAAUUGUCUUAUUUGGAAGGAUAGUCAGGUAUUGGAAAACUUUAUUUUGUAUGUUUGAAUUAUAUUUUUUUUCAUGUCUUCAUAUCUAUGGAAUACACUGCCUACAAUUGUUCAUCAAAUCAGCACUGAUAGCGAGAGUAGCAUUGAUUGAAGAGAAUGUAUUUUUAUGUAAAUUUUGUAUAUCAUUUCAUUAAAACUGGUAGUUCAUUGUAAAUGACAUCAUUAUAUGUAUAGCACAACAAGAGGAGUAACUCUUGCUCCUUUGAGAAAAAUUAAAGGUUUUUAUAUUGACA